AUGGUGGAGGAUCUAUUGGAAAUGGGGCGGAUGCCCGCACCCGUCACGCAGCCCGUCCACCCCACGCAGUUCCCGUGCAAUGAGGUGGGAAAACCCAGGCAGGCCUGGCCGACGUUCGUUUCGUUCGAGGAGGUAGCAGCGUUCAGGAUGCAUGAUGGGACGCCGGGCCCGGGGAUGGUGUACGACUGCACGGCGCGGGAAUGGCAAGAGCCGACGGCAUUGGAGAGGGAGCUAGCAAUGGGCUUUAUGGAGGAUGCCACGGCGCACCCCGAGGAACAUGACGAGAUGCAGCACGAGCGGGGGCAUCCGGUUGAGAAAAGGUGGGUAUACCCAUGGGAAGAGGAAGACGAGGUGCCGGUUCAGUACGCAGAGCAGCUGGAGAUUCGACUGCCGGGGGAAAGGGAAGAAGCUGUGGUGGACAAAAAGAGGGAAGACUUCGGCUGGUUGGAGGAAGCAAUCGAAUGGCAACGCAGCAGAGAGAGCUAUGGGAGGAAAUUCGGGUCGUGGGAGUUCGCGCUGAUGGCCACAACGAAGGAGGGAAAUGACACCGUGGGAAGCCGCGCGAAGAAGAGGAGAAGGGGAAUGCAGCGGCGGCAGGGCUGA
Messenger RNA from Closterium sp. Naga37s-1, 603 nucleotides. The record is from the annotation of a GenBank genome assembly. NCBI's taxonomy places the organism in Eukaryota, Viridiplantae, Streptophyta, Zygnematophyceae, Desmidiales, Closteriaceae.